Messenger RNA from Larimichthys crocea (large yellow croaker), 722 nucleotides. RefSeq names its product otoraplin. The coding region runs from base 103 to 492 and encodes 129 amino acids. Gene Ontology annotation, biological process: cartilage condensation. The transcript has 4 exons. Lineage: Eukaryota; Metazoa; Chordata; Actinopteri; Sciaenidae. The record is from RefSeq and is a predicted model, not a curated record. Gene Ontology annotation, molecular function: protein binding.
AGAGAAGUGUUGUGAGAUUUUUAUAGCCCUAAGUUCCUUCAAACAUCCACAUUUACACCCGCACGCACACAAUACUCCCUUCGUUCUGCUCUUUCAGUCAACAUGAGUUAUCCACUGGUUAUUCUGUUCUGCGUGGGAUUACUGCACCAGACUGCAAGGGCCGUUGUCAUGGAUAAACUAUCAGACAACAAGAUUUGUGGAGAUGCAGAAUGCUCAUAUGUUGUCUCCAUGGCCACAGCCUUGGAUGACUUCAUAGCUCCCGACUGCAGAUUCAUCAACAUCAAAAAGGGGCAGAUGAUUUAUGUGUACUCUAAACUCGUACCAGAGGAGGGCGCCGGAGUCUUCUGGUCUGGAAGUGUUUACAGUGAGCGUUAUGUGGACCAGAUGGGCAUCAUUGGAUACUUCCCUGCAACUGUGGUGAAGGAGACACAUAAGUUUAUGGAAGAGACGGUUAAGAUUCCUACAGCUGACAUAGACUUCUACUGCGAUUAAGGCCUGGCAGAAUGAAGCCUUUCUUUCUCUCCUCAAGUCUUGCUUUUAGUAACUUUAGAGUGCAGGCAGUUUUUCUCUCAAGCCAAUACGUCUAACUAUGUGCCAUUAAAGCCUGCGGUAUGAAAGUCUGCACUCUCUCAGUCCUCCCCAGCCCACAGUCUGGCACCCCUGCUGUUAGGUCAGCUAGUCCUUUCUGUUUAUGACAUGUUGCUCAAUAAACCUGUUUUCAU